CAAACAAGGGCAUGUGCUUAGGAAACAUGUAAUGAAGGACUAGCUAAGCUUGUCCAUCGAUCAAACAGCAAAAUACAGCACACAUAUUCAAAGCAGACCCCGCUUAUACGCUUCUUCCUAUUAUAUAAAACCACAGGAUCUGAAUACCUAAUUUGUAGUAGUUUGUACACAUAUUUCCCAUUGCAAUACUUUGUAGAUUUUGGUUAAUCUCUACAAAAUUUUUGACAAGAGAAAAUAAUAAAUAAUUAACCAUGGAAAGCAACAACAAUGGAAGCUCAUGUAAUUUUAAUGAGGAUACGGAAUUGAGAUUAGGCUUACCAGGAACUAAUACAAAGAAACGAUCAUUUUUAGAAGUUAAUUAUGAGGAGUCUACUUCUACUUCUAACGAUUGUCUUGACCACCAUCUAUCUCCACCAACAAAAGUUCAAACGAUUGGAUGGCCACCAGUAAGAUCAUACAUGAAAAAUAGGUUACAAGUUACAAAGUACGUAAAGGUUAGCAUGGAUGGAGCUCCUUAUCUUAGAAAGAUCGACCUAAAACAAUAUAAGGAUUACAAUGAUCUCUUAUGUGCCCUAGAGAAAAUGUUUAAUUUUAAAGCAUUUAGUAGUGUAUCUGAAUCUUAUUAUAAACCAACUUAUGAAGAUAAAGAUGGAGAUUGGAUGUUGGUUGGUGAUGUUCCAUGGGAUAUGUUCAUUGCUUCAUGCAAACGCCUUAGAUUAAUCGAAGGAUCAUCUCAAUUAUAGAGGUUGUCUUAAGAAUAUGUCAAUAUUUAGCAUUAUUUUUGUUUUGAAAUACUUACAAGUUGCAAUUAAAAGUGACAUGUUAUAUUGGAAAAUAUUAUUAUCAGCUGUAUGUAUAAUAUAUGGAAAUAGUAUAUAGGUUGUUCAUUAACUAUUUUGUAGAAGAAUGAUUUUUUGGGUAUAGUAAAUGAAAAUCCAUCUCAAACUUAAUUGAUGAUAUGAAAAGUAUAA
Molecule: messenger RNA, 971 nt
Organism: Amaranthus tricolor (Joseph's coat)
Lineage: Eukaryota; Viridiplantae; Streptophyta; Magnoliopsida; Caryophyllales; Amaranthaceae
Product: auxin-induced protein 22D-like
Exons: 2
Coding region: 252-743 (163 amino acids)
Biological process (GO): regulation of DNA-templated transcription
Cellular component (GO): nucleus
Molecular function (GO): protein binding
Source: RefSeq, a predicted model, not a curated record